This is a messenger RNA of Botrytis byssoidea, 1761 nucleotides long. RefSeq lists its product as uncharacterized. The transcript has 3 exons. The record is from RefSeq and is a predicted model, not a curated record. Gene Ontology annotation, cellular component: cytoplasm; mitochondrion. Gene Ontology annotation, biological process: mitochondrial lysyl-tRNA aminoacylation. The coding region runs from base 1 to 1761 and encodes 586 amino acids. NCBI's taxonomy places the organism in Eukaryota, Fungi, Ascomycota, Leotiomycetes, Helotiales, Sclerotiniaceae. Gene Ontology annotation, molecular function: ATP binding; tRNA binding; lysine-tRNA ligase activity.
AUGAGUUCUCUUACUGGUCUUCGGUUUCUUAGACCCUACCUCUAUCAUGAUAUUCUUCCGGUAAAGCCAGCUGCAUAUGCUCGACUCUUUUCUACACAUUACUCUUUACGCAAUGAGAGGUGGAAGAGACUCGACUGCGAGACAGAACAGAGCAUUAAUAUUCGUAGGGUAAAGUUGAAGGAAAGUUUAGAUCCCACCGAAACUAGGAUUAAAAAACUUCAGGUAGCUGGCGCUCUUCAUUAUCCUAGAAUUCAAAAGGUUGGUAAAAUCGCAUCGGUGAAAAGUUGUCUUGAGAAAUGUGCGGAAAUGUUACCAGGUGUGGAUAGUGAUGAAGCCAUUGCUCUUACGUUGCAUGGUAGAAUUGAAAGUAUACGAAAGCUUGGCUCCAAGCUUGUCUUUAUAAAUAUAAUAGAAGAUGGUUAUUCAAUCCAAUUAGAAGCUGAAUCUGGGAUGAUUCUCAAGAACCAAGAUGUCAAUGUGCAGUUACCGAUUUCCUUCGAAAACUUGACCUACCUGAUGCAACGUGGAGAUUUUAUUUCUGCAACUGGUUACCCAAUUCGAAAAGAAAAUGGGUUUUCCACUCUCAAAUUGAUCGAAAUACCUAAUGUAUUGACUCCAAGUCUGGCGCCAGUACCUCAAAAGUUGGAGGAUCCAGAAAGUCGUAUUCGAAGUCGACAUCUUGAUCUUCUUGUCAACAAUGAUGUUGCUGCUACUUUACGACUUCGAUCCAAAAUCACACAACAUAUCCGUGAUUUCCUAGUUCAAGACAAUUUCCUCGAAUUUCAAACACCAAUCCUUGCCGACAAGGCUUCAGGUGCCAUGGCUCAACCAUUCAAAACGAAUGCAACGGAGUUCCCCGAAAAACAGUUGGCUCUGAGAAUAGCUCCUGAGUUAUGGUUGAAACGUUUGGUUAUCGGUGGUUUAGAUCGAGUCUUCGAGAUUGGUCCUGCAUUCAGAAAUGAAGGUCUUGAUGCGAUACAUAAUCCGGAAUUCACAACUUGUGAAUUUUACAAAGCAUACGCUGACCUCGAAGAUCUUAUUUCCAUGACCGAGAAGUUAAUCUCAGGCCUCGUAAGGCUUGUUAAUGGAUUGCGUGAUGAUCCUCAACAAGUCAAAUACAUGCCUUUUGCAAAUCUUCCACCCUUCGAAGAAGAUUUAUACACAAAACCCUUUAAACGAAUCGAAUUCAUACCCGCAGUCGAAGCUGCACUUGGGAAAAAGCUACCAGAUCUCCAGAAAAAUGCCGCCAGAAACGACCUUCUCGAACUCUUUACAAAGCAUAGUCUCGAAGUCCCCGAAAACCCAACCCUUCCUCGUCUCCUAGAUAAACUUGCAUCCCUCUACAUCGAACCCCAUUGCUCGGAACCAACAUUUAUCAUGCACCAUCCUUCCUCCAUGGCACCCCUUUCCAAAUCAUUCCUCGAUCCCAAAACCAAGCAGCUUGUCUCCGCGCGCGUGGAACUAUUCAUUCAGCAUCAAGAGAUAGCGAAUAUGUACGAGGAGGAAAAUUCACCAUUCCAACAAAGAUAUAAAUUCAGUGAACAGUUGAAGUUUAAGGAUAUAGAGAAUCCGGUGGAUAAAGUGGAUGAAGGAUAUAUCCAAGCGUUGGAAGUCGGAUUACCACCUACUGGCGGAUGGGGAUGCGGAGUAGAUAGAUUGGUUAUGUGGUUGAGUGGUUCGAAGAGAAUCAGUGAUGUUUUGCCGUUUGGCAAUUUGAGGAAUGUGGUUAAUUUGGGAGCAGUGAGCAAGAGGGAGAUAUAG